AUGUCUGCUGAUUUUGGUUUAAUCGGUUUAGCCGUCAUGGGUCAAAACUUAAUCUUGAACGCUGCUGACCACGGUUUCACUGUCGUCGCUUACAACAGAACCGUUUCUAAAGUUGAAAAUUUCUUAGCUAACGAAGCUAAGGGUAAAUCCAUCAUUGGUGCUACCUCAAUUGAAGAUUUCAUUGCUAAAUUGAAAAGACCAAGAAAGGUUAUGCUUUUAGUUAAAGCCGGUGCUCCAGUUGACGCUUUAAUUAAGGAAUUAGUCCCACAUUUAGAAAAGGGUGAUAUCAUCAUCGAUGGUGGUAACUCUCAUUUCCCAGAUUCUAACAGACGUUACGAAGAGUUGAAAGAACAAGGUAUCUUAUUCGUCGGUUCCGGUGUUUCCGGUGGUGAAGAUGGUGCUCGUUACGGUCCAUCUUUGAUGCCAGGUGGUGCUGAAGAAGCUUGGCCUCAUAUCAAAAACAUCUUCCAAUCAAUUUCCGCAAAAUCUGAUGGUGAACCAUGUUGUGACUGGGUCGGCCCAGCUGGUGCAGGUCAUUACGUUAAGAUGGUCCAUAACGGUAUUGAAUAUGGUGAUAUGCAAUUGAUUUGUGAAGCUUACGAUAUCAUGAAACGUGUUGGUAACUUUACUGACAAGGAAAUUGGUGAUGUUUUCGAAACUUGGAACAAGGGUGUUCUUGAUUCUUUCUUAAUUGAAAUUACUAGAGAUAUCUUGAAGUUCAAUGACGUUGAUGGUAAGCCAUUAGUUGAAAAAAUUAUGGAUACCGCUGGUCAAAAGGGUACUGGUAAAUGGACUGCCAUUAAUGCUUUAGAUUUAGGUAUGCCAGUUACUUUGAUUGGUGAAGCUGUCUUUUCUCGUUGUUUAUCUGCUAUAAAGAAUGAAAGAAUUAGAGCCUCCAAGACUUUAGUUGGUCCAACCAUUCCAAAGGAUUUAAUUAAGGAUAAGAAGCAAUUCGUUGACGAUUUAGAACAAGCUUUAUACGCUUCUAAGAUUAUUUCUUAUGCUCAAGGUUUCAUGUUGAUCCGUGAAGCUGGUAAAACUUACGGUUGGAAAUUGAACAACCCAGCUAUUGCCUUAAUGUGGAGAGGUGGUUGUAUCAUUAGGUCUGUUUUCUUAGCUGAAAUCACUAAGGCUUACAGAGAAGAUCCAGAAUUAGAAAACUUAUUAUUCCACAGUUUCUUCUCUGAUGCUGUCACAAAGGCUCAAUCUGGUUGGAGAAAAUCUAUCGCUUUGGCUACUACCUACGGUAUCCCAACUCCAGCUUUCUCCACUGCUUUAUCUUUCUACGAUGGUUACAGAUCUGAAAGAUUACCAGCUAACUUGUUACAAGCUCAAAGAGAUUACUUCGGUGCUCACACUUUCAGAGUUUUGCCAGAAGCUGCUUCUGAAACUUUACCAGUCGAUAAGGAUAUUCACAUCAACUGGACUGGUCAUGGUGGUAACGUUUCUUCUUCUACUUAUCAAGCUUAG
Messenger RNA from Naumovozyma dairenensis CBS 421, 1470 nucleotides. RefSeq names its product phosphogluconate dehydrogenase (decarboxylating) GND1 (gene GND1). Bases 1 to 1470 code for a protein of 489 amino acids. The record is from RefSeq and is a predicted model, not a curated record. The transcript has a single exon. Gene Ontology annotation, biological process: pentose-phosphate shunt; pentose-phosphate shunt, oxidative branch. Gene Ontology annotation, molecular function: NADP binding; phosphogluconate dehydrogenase (decarboxylating) activity. Lineage: Eukaryota; Fungi; Ascomycota; Saccharomycetes; Saccharomycetales; Saccharomycetaceae. Gene Ontology annotation, cellular component: cytosol.